This is a messenger RNA of Leopardus geoffroyi (Geoffroy's cat), 2031 nucleotides long. It is a transcript of the gene LRRC3B, whose product is annotated as leucine rich repeat containing 3B. The coding region runs from base 934 to 1713 and encodes 259 amino acids. The record is from RefSeq and is a predicted model, not a curated record. The transcript is spliced from 2 exons. Lineage: Eukaryota; Metazoa; Chordata; Mammalia; Carnivora; Felidae. Gene Ontology annotation, molecular function: protein binding.
GGUGGGUCUUUCCACGUUUGGGCCCCUCGGUAGGUCCUUGUGGUUGUUGCAGCCGCCUUAACGGAUGCGGGAAGGCGAGGCUGUCUCCUCCUUUGCCCCCCAGCAGUCUCGAAUGGAAGACCAUUUGCGGGAGGGGGCCUAGACUGCUGUUGCAGAGAAGGGGCGCCCCCCCUCCCCGGGCUCCAUUUCUCCAGGUGGGUUACCAAAGGCCUGGUAGCACCUCGUUUAACCCUUCUCUCUCUGAGGAGGUGCACGCCCCUCUCCAAGCAGCACCUUGGAGAGUCCAGUGCCGGGUUUCCACUGGCCCAUGGAAGAAUUUGGAGGUUGCCUGGGGUCCCGAGCUGUUUAAAACCCUCUGGCCCUCCUUGCCCAGGCCUCCCACGUGCAGGCUUUUCGGGGCACAGCCGCCUCUGCGGUUACCCUGUUAUAAUAAGUCUGCUGCUCUCCCGUAACCAGCUGGGAGAAAGCAGAGCUCAGCGCAGUCUCCUUUUCUGGGCCCCACGCCUUGGCCAGACCCUUCCGGAAGAGACGUCGACUUGCCAGGGCUCCGGGGGAGGAAUCCUGAGGUCGCUCACUCCCACCCUGGGGCACCCCUGGAGCAGCGAGCUCCAGUCUCCCCGCGGCCGGCUUCAGAGCCCCGAGGAGCGGGACCGGGGAUUCCCUCAGCGCUGACUCCCCGCGGCUCCUGAGCACAAAGGCCACACCCUCACAGGCCAGGCAUCGCAGGGGACAGAGCGUUGGCUUCUGCCGAAUUACCUGGAUACCUGAGGUACCCAAGCAAGGACAGGAAUAAUGAAGAGACACAUGUGUUAGCUGCAACCUUUUGAAAUAAGCAAGAAGGAAAUCAGCAGUGUGGACAAGGCUGGAACCGUUGCCACGCUUGCUUGUCGGAGUGAAUGAGGAAUGGGCUUGUGAUUAUGCUGACAUUCCAGCAUGAAUCUGGUAGACCUGUGGUUAACCCGUUCCCUCUCCAUGUGUCUCCUCCUACAAAGUUUUGUUCUUAUGAUACUGUGCUUUCAUUCAGCCAGUAUGUGUCCCAAGGGCUGUCUCUGUUCUUCCUCUGGGGGUUUAAAUGUCACCUGUAGCAAUGCAAAUCUCAAGGAAAUACCUAGAGAUCUUCCUCCUGAAACAGUCUUAUUGUAUCUGGACUCCAAUCAGAUCACAUCUAUCCCCAAUGAGAUUUUUAAGGACCUCCAUCAACUAAGAGUUCUCAACUUGUCCAAAAACGGCAUUGAGUUUAUCGAUGAGCAUGCUUUCAAAGGAGUAGCGGAAACUUUGCAGACUCUGGACUUGUCUGACAACCGGAUUCAAAGCGUGCACAAAAAUGCCUUCAAUAACCUGAAGGCCAGGGCCAGAAUCGCCAACAACCCCUGGCACUGCGACUGUACUCUCCAGCAAGUUCUGAGGAGCAUGGCAUCCAACCACGAGACAGCCCACAAUGUGAUCUGUAAGACUUCUGUGUUGGAUGAGCACGCCGGGAGACCAUUCCUCAAUGCUGCCAAUGAUGCUGACCUUUGUAACCUCCCCAAAAAGACUACCGAUUAUGCCAUGCUGGUCACCAUGUUUGGCUGGUUCACCAUGGUGAUCUCAUAUGUGGUGUAUUACGUGAGGCAAAAUCAGGAGGAUGCCCGGAGACACCUUGAAUACUUGAAAUCCCUGCCCAGCAGGCAGAAGAAAGCAGAUGAGCCCGAUGACAUUAGCACUGUGGUAUAGCGUCCAAACAGACUGGCACCGAGAAAGAAAUUCGUUUGCAGUUGCAAUAGAAUUAAGUGGUUUACUUUUCCCAUCCGUUGUAAACAUCUAAAACUUUGUAUCUCCCUUUCUUUUGAAUUAUGCCACUGUCGAGCUUUUAACAAACAUGACAACAUAACAGAUAAUUUUAGUUUAGGUGUCCCACCCCUUAAUUGUACCCCCAGUGGUAUAUUCCUGAGUAAGCUACUAUCUGGACAUAAGUUAGAUCCAUCUCACUAUUUAAUAAUGAAAUUUAUUUUUUUAAUUUAAAACCAAAUAAAAGCUUAACUUUGAACCAUG